AUGGAGGUGACCCUGGGGCUUCUCUGGCUGCUGACACUUUGGGGGGUCGCGGGGGCGGGGGUCGCUCCCCUCCGUGCCCCGGCGGUGCGCUUCGCCAAAGUAAGCGAUAAGAUUCGCUUCUCGUGCGACGGGGUCCCCCGCCCGCUGCGCUGGGUCUGGGUCCCCCAGUUCCCCAACUGCCCCUGGGCGGGGUCCGGGGGUGGACCCGGGGCCGGGGGCGUCCCGGGCCGCCGCCCCGUCCUCUGGCCGCCCCCCGCCACCUCCAGGCCGCCCUUCCUCCACCGCCUCCGCGCCCUGGACCCGGGCAUCCGGGAGCUGGAGCUGACCGUGGCCCGGGGCGACUCGGGGACCUUCUACUGCGUCGGGGAGCAGCGGGACACCGAGAGCUGCGUCCGGGUCCACGUUCGGGAGGACCUGGCCGCCUGCCUGCCCCCCGAGGCCCCGGCCCCCAAGGCCCAGCCCGGCUGCCCGAGGCUCUACGCGCCCCUGGGCGCUGGGCUGCUCCUCGCCCUGGCCGGGCUGGGCCUGGCCUGGAAGCUGCGACGGUGA
This is a messenger RNA of Ornithorhynchus anatinus (platypus), 549 nucleotides long. It is a transcript of the gene MPIG6B, whose product is annotated as megakaryocyte and platelet inhibitory receptor G6b. Gene Ontology annotation, biological process: blood coagulation; integrin-mediated signaling pathway; megakaryocyte development. Gene Ontology annotation, cellular component: plasma membrane. The coding region runs from base 1 to 549 and encodes 182 amino acids. The record is from RefSeq and is a predicted model, not a curated record. The transcript has 3 exons. Lineage: Eukaryota; Metazoa; Chordata; Mammalia; Monotremata; Ornithorhynchidae.